AAGCAUGACUGACUGACUGACUGACUGACAUAAACAAGACGGGAAUCACUCCUGAAGGAAGAGGAGAGCCACUCACUCACUCAGAUAAUCAUCAUGUUCCAAAUAUGUCGGCGGGCGUGUCAGACCCCAAGGAAUGUCCUCAGACUACUGGCAGUCCCUCGCUACGCCUCUUUCAAAGCGCCGGAUGCCGCCGCGUCCAACGAGACGGUAGUCUCGGAUUUGGAUCAGAUCCCCGCCGAACCAGGCACGGCCGCCAGUUCCGAGCGGCCGUCUCGCCGUUUCGUGUUCCACGACGAGGACCUGGACAACGAAUCCUCCCGCAUCCGACCCCCGGUGCCACCUUCGCGUGAGACCAUCUUCCGCCAGUACCCGCCUGAGUCGCUCGCCGGCGUGACCCGCUAUGCUUGGCUCGAGACCCUGGAUGCGUCUGAACCGCGCACGGACCGCUUGUUGGCCUUACAUCCCGAGAUUUGGGCGGCUCGUCCCCGAUUGGACAACCUCUUCCACAAUGUGGAAUGGCAACUCUGGUACAAGGACGUGUGGUACACCCACGAGCGCAAUCCCAAGCAAAUGCCGCCGGGCAUUGGUCGGCCGUGGCCGCAGAAAGGCACGGGUCGGGCUCGCCAUCGGACCAUCCGCUCGCCGUUGUGGGUGGACGGGGGUCGGUGUCACGGGGCGCAGAAUCCCCGCUCCCAUUUCUACAUGUUGCCCUACAUGAACCGCUUGAACGGCUUGAUUCACGCGCUCUCCGUCAAAUUCGCCCAGGAUGACGUGCACAUCGUACGCGAUCUCCACAUCCCCAGUCCCGACCCCGAAUAUAUCGAGGACUUCAUCGAGAAUCAAGGUUGGUCCUUGUCCACGUUGUUUGUGGACACGGACGAUAUCAUGCCGGCCAAUAUCACGGCCGCGACGGAGAAGAUCAAUCAUUUCAAUCUGAUGCCCGUGUACGGCUUGAACGUGCAUUCCAUGUUCUACCACAGCACGUUGGUCUUGACCGAGUCCGCCCUGAAUACCAUCGAGUCCAAGCUCUUGUUCGGUCUGCAUCGCACCGAUCGGACCGAUGUCGCCAUCAACAGCAUGCGGACGCCGCGACCGCCCAAAUUCGAUUAUCGAACCUAUUAAAAAUGCUAACCCCCCCACCCUCUAGGCCCUGGUCCGAAUUGAAUAAAUUGAACCCCAACCCAA
Molecule: messenger RNA, 1185 nt
Organism: Tigriopus californicus
Lineage: Eukaryota; Metazoa; Arthropoda; Copepoda; Harpacticoida; Harpacticidae
Gene: mRpL4
Product: large ribosomal subunit protein uL4m-like
Exons: 2
Coding region: 94-1122 (342 amino acids)
Biological process (GO): translation
Cellular component (GO): ribosome
Molecular function (GO): structural constituent of ribosome
Source: RefSeq, a predicted model, not a curated record